This is a messenger RNA of Drosophila yakuba, 795 nucleotides long. RefSeq lists its product as uncharacterized. The record is from RefSeq and is a predicted model, not a curated record. Lineage: Eukaryota; Metazoa; Arthropoda; Insecta; Diptera; Drosophilidae. The coding region runs from base 89 to 517 and encodes 142 amino acids. The transcript has 6 exons.
GAUUUACAUAACACAUGAGAACAAUGUCAAUUGGGUUUGGUAGUUGUAAAAUUUCAAAUGUGAUUUGUUGACUUUCAUCUGCGGUAUAAUGUGCAUUUGUUCAACUAAAGUACUCAAAUUCAGUCUUUUGGCAUUCAUACAUAUUGCCGCAGGAUUUAAUGGCGCGCAAAUAGCAAAGGACAUCACUUUGCUGGACAAACUGGUGGGUCACCAUCAUGUUAUGCUUAUUAUAAGUUUAGCACUCUGUGUCAUAAUACUAGUUGUUUUCUUACUUGCCAUAUUUGCUGCGAUUAAAGAUCACAUAUUGGCUUUGAACGUGACUCUCAUUUGCUUGAUUAUUAAGGUUGUGGCAAAGGGUGUUAUCGUAAUUGUGUGUACAGUAACGAUAGAAACAAGUAUAGAAAAUACCGCCGCCCAUCUUUGGUUCUUUCUGUGCUGGAAGUUUACGACUAUCUGUAUGAUCUUAACUCUAUUCUAUUAUAUGCGGCUAACUGAGCCUUCAAGGGAAGCUGUCUAAUUCCUAAAAAUAAUAUUGCUUUGUUCUUCAAACGGAAAUAUCCAAAUUUGAUCUUGAAAAAUCUUCAGCAGGAUGUGCUUUUGUCCCACAAUUGCUCUCAAAGUUGGGCUUUUGUUUAUGAUACCCAUAACCGCACAAAAGAUGUUUCCAUAUGGAAUGCAUUAGAGGGACACCAUUAUGUAAUGAUUGUUAUAAGCCUAUCUGUGUCCGCAUUUGUACUGUCGACUUUAGUUGUUUUAAUAUAUGCGACGAUCUGUAAUAAAAUUCGAAUAUUAAAA